AUGUCGGAUUCUCCACCACCGUCACCGUCGCAGCACGCAACUGCCCAUGCCUACGCCAGCAAUGGCCUAGAGAUCCUUCAAGCCGCCAGCGAUGCUGCGCAGGCCAUCCAAAACCCGCAAGCUCUUCAACAUGCCGCAGCAGCAGUCGCAGCCGAAGCCGUGUCCCAGGUGUCCCAGGUGUCCCAGCAGCCUCAGGGCGUGGGCAUGCCCGGGCUUGCCCAGGGUCCAGACAUGGCACAGCAGCAUCUGGUCGCCGGCACGGGAGGCAUCAUGCGCGAUCCGACCGUCAAUCCGAAACUCACGCGUCUAAGGAGGGCGUGUGACAUGUGCAGCAUGCGCAAGGUGAAAUGCGACGAUAGCAACAUUCCCUGCCGGCCGUGUCGCGAGCUGGGCGUCGAAUGCACAUAUGAACGAGAGACCAAGAGACGUGGCCCCCCGAACAAGCAUGCCGAAGCGGCCAAGGCGGCGAAGCGGCAGCGUCUAGAGAUGGCCGCUGUUGUCUUUCCCCCUGCGUCCCCGUCGCCUCAGACUGCGGCCAAGGCGUUGAUGAACAUUUCGUCGGAUGGCAUUCUUGAUGCCGAGUCCAUUGCGCCCAUGCCCGUGCUGGAGCUUCUCGUGGACGACUUCUUCACCUAUAUACAUCCCUUGGCGCCGUUUCCCCACGAGCCCACCUUUCGACAGUCGUUUGCGAACCGUGAAGACCGAACGCGGCCCGAGUUUCUGGGAUUACUGGCCAGCAUGGUUGGUGCCUUGGUCGCGUCUUUUCCGAGAAGCGCGAGGGAGCACCUCAAGGCGCAGCACAGCACGCAUCUGUUCCCCAAGGCCAUCGUUCUGGUGGAGAAAUGCCGCGACAUUGCGCUUCUUACGCGCGGUAGUAAAUGGAUCUUGAAGCAACCCAAGACGUUGGACGAUGCUUGUACGAGCUACUUCCUCGGUUUGGCCGGGGCCUAUACGCUGCAGUGGAAUCCAGCACGCCAUUUCCUAGCAGAGACGUUGAUUUUGAUGCGGGAACUGGGCUUUAUGCGGCCAAAACACGCGGGAGACCUGCCAACCUUUGGCACUGAUCCGUACUCGACCGAGCCGCUGCCGUUUAAUCACGUCAAGGAUCAGAUCGGGAAGCGCCUUUUCUGGUGUCUCCUGUUGGGCAUUAGGUCCAUGACUCAAUUGGGUAUCACUGGGACGGAUUUGGUCAUUGCACCAUCUACGCCAAGCUUGCCUUAUCCUUCGUAUCCCGAGAAUGUCGACGACAUUUGCGUCCUGGCGAACGAGAUUAUCCACCAGGCUGAGGGGACCGUCACACUGCUGACAGGAUUCCGAUUUGGCAUCGACAUAUACACGACGAUGAAUGGCGUCGUGAGCCUGGAGCUUGCGUAUGGCAUGAACACGUUGCCUUGGGCGGACCAGCGAAUCCUUCUGCGGGAUGGCUUGAUGGCUGCAAAGGGAAUCGUCGACAACCUUCCGCCAGAACUGCAGCUUUCAGCACAGGGUGAAGACGCGAAUUCGCUAGCGACGCUAGACGAAUCAGGCCUGCAAUACGUACCGCCUGUCUGGCCAAACGCCCAGCCGUCCCACGAUGUCCGCAACGUCAUCAAGACGCAACCAGCACAGCGGCGUCGCUUACAGUACGAGAUCCAAAAAGCCAACAUUUUCAUGUCUCAACUGGCGACGCGGUCGUACUUUGUAGAAUUGUACUUUAACCUCCGAGACGUACACCUGGCUGACGAGCAAAAUAACCCCGUGGGGGAUCGCAGUGAGGAGGAACGAGCAUUACAGGACGCAGACGAUAAAGAGAUUUUUGCUCUCAUGGCCGGGGAACGGGAAUUAAUCGUGCAGAACCUCCUUGAAGUCCUGGGGUCCAUCUCCCAGCGAAACAUGGAACCCAACGGACUGUCGCUCAUCAACAAGAUCCGCCAGGUUGCAUCGACGCUAUUGAACGACUCGGCGGAUCGCAAGGGGCCGGUGGCUAUCAAGUCGGAAGAGGCCUUGUCUCAACUGAUUGACAUACUGAUCAAGCUGGAGAAGACGGGUCCCGCGGCGGCGAGUCGCGCAGGCGAUCCGAACCACAUGACGGCAGAGGACGAGGAGGAGGAGCUGCGGCAUUGGGCUGACUUGAGAGAGUACCAGCUGAGAUUUGCGGCGAGUGGUGGCUAUGCCGGCGUGGGAAUCUGA
Molecule: messenger RNA, 2169 nt
Organism: Metarhizium brunneum ARSEF 3297
Lineage: Eukaryota; Fungi; Ascomycota; Sordariomycetes; Hypocreales; Clavicipitaceae
Biological process (GO): regulation of DNA-templated transcription
Molecular function (GO): DNA-binding transcription factor activity, RNA polymerase II-specific; zinc ion binding
Source: RefSeq, a predicted model, not a curated record